AUGACAACUUCUCAGGAAAAGAUGGACAAGAAAAAGAUCACAAAAAUUUGUGAAUAUGCUCCAGAGAAUGUCAAAAUCUUAUGGUGUGAUUAUUUAGCUAAAAGUACCUCUUUACCCAGAAAUAAACAGUUCAACAUAAAUCAAACAAUCAAACAAGAAAAGUUAUCUGGACAUCUGAGGUUGCAUGCACGGAUAGAACAGUCAGGACUUGAAAGUGAAAAAAUUCUACAUGUUAAAGAUUUGUUAGAUCAGUUUAGCAAAAAAAUAGUUGAGCAGCUACGCAGACAAAAAUCAAAAUCUGAAUACAGUGCAGCAUCAUCAGCAAACUGGACUCAAUUCCAAGAUGUAGUUGAUUUGGUUGGAAUUUGGAAUAUCACAUCAGAUGUCAAUUAUCCACCAAAUAGUGAAUUAAUAAACAAUAUUGCAAAUAAUAUUCGUACUGGAUUAUCAAAAGCUACAGAAAAUUUUAUUUCAAUACCUGGUGAAGUUCUAGUUUCUCUUGGUAUUUCUAUUCAUUUCAUUGAAUUAUUGAAAACAUAUACAAACUUUAUGUGGAAUGACAGAAAACAAUCAUAUAAAUCAAACCGUUAUAAAUUAGUUGGUAAGGAUGAUUUGUCUGUUAUUGAAAAACUUAGUCAUAGAAAGAGAAUUCCCAUAGAAGUAAAAACCAUUUCAUCAAUGGAUAAUGAUCAGCGGAAAACAAAAAUUACACAAAUCAUUGGACCUAUGGAUAGUUUAUUAGCAGAAUUAGAUUUUUUUGGUAUCAAGGAGGGAUAUGUUUUGCUAUCAAAUGGAUCAGUUUGGCAAGUUUAA
Messenger RNA from Entrophospora candida, 813 nucleotides. The record is from the annotation of a GenBank genome assembly. NCBI's taxonomy places the organism in Eukaryota, Fungi, Glomeromycota, Glomeromycetes, Entrophosporales, Entrophosporaceae.